AUGCUACGCAAGUUACUGGACGAGUUUUGGCGUAUCGCAAAUCCAUUUACGCAGAAUUCAGAGGAUAUGACUACGGAGGAGAUGGAAAAACAAGCAAGUUUUGAAUCCUUUGACUACUACAAACCAUACCCAUCCAUGUACAUGAAGCAUCUCCGUAAACAUUAUGCCAUGCGCACAAGCGCCGCUUUUGCAAUGGAUGGAACAUCUACCACAACCACAAAUACAACGAUGAAUAAUACGGUUUCACCGGCCGUGGAGGAGCUGGUGGUGGAUAAUAGCGAUGUAUCACACCACAACAUUGAUGGGACUAGUGUAAAUGUACUGAGUAUGGUCAAGAAGUACGAUGCCGACGAGCGCAAUGAGGCACUGCGAUGGAUCCUUCACGUUCUUAUUGCCAUUUCUGUUGGUAUAUUGGCAACGAUCAUCUCGUAUACUGUGGAAAUUGUAGAUGAUUACCGUGCUGCUCAGCUUUACAAACUUAUCACAGAGCACUCCGUGAUUGGUCGCAUUAUUGGCUACGUUUUCUCCAUUGCUGUAUCGAUGGCGCUUGUCGUGGUGGCAACAGCCGUUGUUGUGUUUUUUGAACCAGCUGCGGCGGGCGGUGGCAUACCGGAUGUUAUAGCCUACCUGAACGGCGUGCAUGUGCCCCAUGCAAUGAAUUUUCGUACUUUUGUUGCGAAGAGCAUAUCUUGUAUGUGUGCGGUGGCUGGAGGGCUACCGGUAGGACUUGAGGCGCCAUUGAUUCACCUUGGCGCCAUCACGGGGGCGGGGGUGACGCAGGGCCGUAGCCGCACAUUAGGGUUUCAAACAAAGCUUUUUCAGGCGUUCCGUAACAACAAGGACCGAAGAGAUUUUAUCACUGCAGGAGCCGCAUGCGGUGUGAGCGCCGCAUUUGGGGCGCCGAUUGGUGGUUUGCUUUUUGUAAUGGAGGAGGUUUCGAGCUUUUGGGAUCACAGUGCAAGUGGGCAGAUUUUUCUUGCCACAAUGAUUUGCUUCACGACGAUUAGUAUGAUUCGCUCCGUACUGGAGGACCAGCGUUUGCUUGGGUGGGUCUCAAAUGCUGUUUCCGUUCUCUUUGAGGUGAAUUUGACGAUCCCGCUCAACUUGUUAUCGAUUGUGCCGUCGUUUUUUCUUGGUAUUUUUUGUGGGGCGUUUGCCGCCGUCUUCACAAAAGUAAAUCUCAUGCUUUUAAAGUACCGACGCCGACGUCUACGUCCUUUUGUGCUCUGUCGGUUUCUCGAGCCCCUUAUCAUUGUACUGUUGUACGGCACACUCUCUUAUAUGUUGGCACUCGUGCCGGACUGUCGCCCGAUGUACGAAAUGAAUAGUAAGAACGGGACGUUUUUCUGGGGUACGGAAAACCGAACGCGGCUUUUUACGGCGACAUGCGCAAAGGCCGACGAGUACGCUCCACUCGCAACACUCACAAUGGGGAACGGAAAGGACAUUAUUCGGCAUCUUCUUUCACGACAAACAAUAGGGGAAUUUCCUGCUGCAUAUAUUCUGCUUUUUCUCAUAAUAUACACCGUAUUUGCAUGUUUGUCGAGCGGGAUGGCAGUGUCUGGUGGAUUGGUAGUGCCGAGCCUUGUCAUUGGCGCCGCCUUUGGGAGGCUGUAUGGGCAGUUAAUAUGGUUUAUGGCCGUAAGUGGGAACGAAUCUGAGCGCAGUUAUAGGGCUUCCCAGGCCUGGUUGGAUCCUGGUGUCUUUGCGCUGAUUGGCGCCGGCGCCUUUUUCUCUGGUACAUCCCGCAUGACAAUGUCUAUUUGCGUUAUUAUGGUGGAACUUUCUUCUGAGUUGCACUAUCUGCUUCCUGUCAUGGUCGCUAUCAUUAUGUCCAAGACUGUGGCCGACCUUAUUAGUGAACCCCUUUACCAAUAUAUGCUGCGCCUGGACUCCGUGCCGUAUCUUCAGGCGCACCUGCUGCGUCCGGGGUUUGAGCAGCUGACGGCUGCAGACGUGAUGGCAUCGAAUGUUUUGACGCUUCGACUGCGGGAAAAGACACCUGUCGUAUUGAAUGCACUGCGAAACACGACGCAUCAUGCCUUUCCAGUGGUAGAGGAAGUGCGAGAGGAAAAAACAGACGAGGAUAGUUUUAGGGAGGCUGAAACGCGUGGCAAAAGGGCGAAAUUCAGGGAAGAAGAGGAGAGACGUGUGCGACACAAGUUUGUCGGUCUUGUCACACGUGAAGAUGUUCAGAUUUAUCUGACACUCCCUGCACUGCAGAUUCCCAACCAGACGAGUGAUCAUUCCGGUGUGUGCAGUCAUGGCUCUAAUGCUGAGCUUGCGCCCAGUGUGCUCGCUGUCAACAAGAUGACGUGGACCGAGUGGCUGACUCACAAGACGUCCCUCUUCUUUGUCUUUGGGGGCGCUAGGUGGUCGGAGAUGUGGACGAAGAAUAACAGCAAGGAUGGAAUUGCCGAGGACAAUCAAAUCCACGCCAACGAGAAUAACAGCCAUAACAGCAGUGGCGAUACCCCCAAUCCGUUUUUUGUGGAUGUGCGACGCCUGCCGCCAGUUCUUGACUUUUCGCUCAUUGUUAACCGCAGCCCAUGGGUGAUCCCACCGUUUUUCAACCUGCAGAUGGCGUAUCACACCUUCCGCAUGAUGGGGCUGCGACACAUGGUUGUUGUGGACGGUGACGCUGUCGUGGGCAUCAUCACGCGAAAGGAUCUUCUUGUCGACACGCUCUUACGACGUCUGCGUGGACUUCAGGGAGAGAGUAAUGGCGGUAACACACAAAAAACGUCGCUGGCGUCACCAUUAUUGCCUUUUGAACUUAACGGGGGUAACGACUCGCCGCGGUCGCGGACGGAGGCUCAUUCGCGGACAUUUCAUUCCUCCCUUGCUCAUUCGUCCGAAACAGAUGUCCCUGAUCUGCUUUUUCUGGAGUCUUAUCCCAAGAGCUCUGGCCCCCCAAAGUAG
Molecule: messenger RNA, 2922 nt
Organism: Trypanosoma cruzi
Lineage: Eukaryota; Euglenozoa; Kinetoplastea; Trypanosomatida; Trypanosomatidae
Product: chloride channel protein, putative
Exons: 1
Coding region: 1-2922 (973 amino acids)
Biological process (GO): transmembrane transport; chloride transport
Cellular component (GO): intracellular membrane-bounded organelle; membrane
Molecular function (GO): voltage-gated chloride channel activity
Source: RefSeq, a predicted model, not a curated record